This is a messenger RNA of Polyodon spathula (Mississippi paddlefish), 2520 nucleotides long. RefSeq names its product dnaJ homolog subfamily C member 12-like. The coding region runs from base 204 to 806 and encodes 200 amino acids. Gene Ontology annotation, cellular component: cytoplasm. The record is from RefSeq and is a predicted model, not a curated record. The transcript has 5 exons. Lineage: Eukaryota; Metazoa; Chordata; Actinopteri; Acipenseriformes; Polyodontidae.
UCCCCCUUUACUGCGUGCCCAAUAAGAAGUGCAGAAGGCAGGGCAAUAUCAGCUGAUCAGCGGAUCAGCGUGUGUGCUGCAGAAGCAUUUCUUACCAGGGUCGUACACAAGGAAGAAAGGCUUGUGGAAAGUAUUGUACUAGCGGUGAAAGUUGUCUCUGUCCGUGCGUAAUUUUACUUUUCCAGUAAAUUAAACAUUUGUAAAUGGACGCGAUUUUAAACUGCAGACCAGAAGAUCUAGAAGAUUAUUAUGGCUUGCUGGGAUGCGAUGAACUGUCAUCGUCAGAACAGAUCCUCACAGAGUUCAAAGCCAGAGCUCUUGACUGCCAUCCUGACAAAAAUCCUGAUAACCCAAAAGCAGUGGAAAAGUUUCAAAAGCUGCAGCAGGCGAAAGAGAUCCUGAAGAAUGAAGACAGCCGCGCCCGCUAUGACUACUGGAGACGAAGCAGAAUCGCCAUCCCCUUCCUUGACUGGGAGGCUCUUUGUGACACAGUCAAGGCAUCUAUGCACUGGGCAGUGAACAGUAAGAUGGAGCCCAUGCUGGAGGCUCCAGGAAUCAAAGAUAGCGUGAGCCCUGGGAAGCCACCUGACCGGCAUGGAGAGCAGGACUGCAGUGGGUCGACCAGCAAAAUGGAGCAGGUGGGGCUGUCUGGGGGCAAGACCACUGAGAAGACACCGGAGGAUGAAGAGCCACAAUCUCCAAAAACACCACCAUCUUCCAAUGAUAACUACUGGCACUUGCGUUUCCGUUGGUCAGCUGACACACCGUCUGAACUUCUGAGGAAAUUCAGAAACUACGAAAUCUAAAACAAGUCCCAGCUUUCCAGUAUUGUCCGGUGUGCAUCAAGCUCAUUGUCCUGUAUCUGUGCAAAAGGAGUUACACUAUUCUUGUAUUUUAUGCAGCUUUUCUUUUGUAAUUGUCUUAGUCAAGUGGACUUUUAAACCAUGUGUUUAAGCAGUGUUAGUAUGUGAAAAGGAUGGCUAGAUCAUGCAUAAUAGCAAAUAGAUCAUAGCCAGUUCAUAGCAGAACAUUUAUUCAAAUAACUUAUUGCCAAUUUAUACUAAGCAUUUAUUCAAAUUAAUUAUUAUAUAUGAGAGUGAGAGAGAGAGUGAGAGAGAGAGAGAGAUCCUAUCCUAUAGAUAUAUUGAUGUCUAUGAUUGUAUACUAUCAAUUCCAGAACAUAUUUUCUUUUAAAAGUAACACAAUCUGAAAAGCAAAUAAUGCACUUUUUAGCCCUUUGUAUAAUUUGUGAUGUUAAUAGCUCUGGAUAGCUAGAUACUGUAGCUAGGCCUUUGCUGCAACACAUUGUGUGUGACAUUUCUUCUAUACUUCCUGCUAUUUCUUUAUUUGUAACGCUUCUGAUGUUGAAGUGUGAUUAAAUGUGUAUAUUUGAGAUUAUGACUGGGGAAUUAAACUGUUCACUUAUAACAAAUGGCUUUCAGCAGUGCUUGUGGAGAGACAUUGAGAUUUCCUUCUGACCAUUGGGGCAUCCUCUGCUUGUAUCCACAUAUUACUGCAAUACAGACAGCACAGUAUACAGCAAAGGCAGUGUGCUUGUUUUGAAGACUACAGAGUGUUCUGUAAACCUUUAAGCAAAUUAGAACCUUCAUGCAAAAUGCAUAGAAUCAUCCUCAAACCAUUUUAAUAAAAAAUAGACAAUUGAAACUAUCUCUAAUGCUUUUUUUCAGCAUGAUCCUUUGCUCUUACACUUUUCUUUCCAAGGUUUUACCCUGCUCGCCUUCUAAACUCCAUGCAUAAACUGUUAUUUGUGAGAUUGUACAUCACAGGGAUCUAUUUAUUUUAUCUUAACCACUACUCUUUAGAGGUAGGGGAGAAGAAUUUCCAUUUUACAGGUUGAGAAUGAGUCUGUCUAGACUAUUUAAGAGGCAUGGCUGUUGGGAAAUGCAAUUGUGUUGCUUUUUUAUAGCAAAUAGAUUCCCUUUUUAUUUUCUGAUGCUUAAAAAUAAGGCUUUAAUGCAUUGACGAGCAAAGAAAGCCUGCUGAAAUGAGACCUAGCGAUGGAAGCAGGUGCAGAUUACUCAUCGUCGCACAGAGCCUUUCAUUUCCUGAAGCUAAAGACUGGCCCGUCAAUAUGAAGCUGAUGUUGCCAAUGAUAACUGUGACAUCACUACGAUCCAAAGCACAGAUUUCAGAAUGCUGUAUUUGUUGCUGUACGCAGAGCUGCAGUGUUAUUGCUUUUCAUAUCUUUGAUCCAAAAGGAUGUGCCAGGCUCUACUGUAUACACUCUCUGUUUUAUUAAAGUUUCUUUAUCUUUCCAGCGACUCUGUAGAGUUUCUUUUGGUUCACAUUCUCUUUGCCAAAAUAAGCUGUUUGCAGUUUGUAUGGGGUAUUAACUUUAAUUAUUAAAAAUAAUUUAGUUAGAUACAUUUUUGGAUGGUCAAAAUUGGGGACCUACACCCAUGUAUGCUACAGAUUUCUAGUUCUUAUUGAGAUCAUUGUUAAACAUAGCACUGCAGUGUAACCGCCCCCGCCCCACCCAUCCAAAGUAUGAGCCAUAUC